GUAGAAAAUUUCCAACACAGCCAGAAAUUGAAAGCUGCUCAAUAAGUAACUGGUGAACAAUAUCCCCGAGGGGCCAGGAACCUAAUUAUCCAAAAAUUCAAGAGCGUAGCAGGAGAGGAUGCACAAGCAACGUUUGCCCUUCAAUGGUGGACCGGGAGGAUUCGGAGGCAGUGCCUUCAACUUCAAUGCCCCGCAGUUCGGCGACGGCGCUGGGUUAGCCGAGGGUCUCAACGGGAUGGCGUUUCUGGGUAAUUCGUCCACCAAACCGCUGAUGCGCUCCAUUAGCCGCCAGCGCUCGUUGGUCGAUGGGGCUGGUCUAGAUUCGCUGCCGCCACCUCUUCCCACGAUGGGCCAGCACAUCUUGAGCGGAGCCGGAGUGGGACGUGGCCAACGCUUCCCAGUACCGCCCAUCUCGAGUUACUAUGGGCACUACGAGGGCGACCGUUCGAUGUCUUCGAUGUCCUUGCGAAAGGACACCUCUUCACCGGAAAACUUGAAUCAGACCCAAUGGCAGGAGAAAAAUACACCGCGUCCAGUCACACUUUCGGACACCGACUCCGAGAGCGACCUACGCAGUCAGCAGAAGAGCGCAGAAUUUCCGGAAUCCCGCUGGCGCCGUGCCUUCGGCUGCAUAAUGGACACUUUGCCGGAGCAGCGGCGUCAACGCGUAGAGGUGAUGAUCAAGCGCUGCGGACAGUCGGCCAUCGCCAAGCAUCUCUUGGUGCUGCUGCAACUGCUGGCCCUGGUGGUGGGUGUGGGUUUCCGUCAGAUCACGCGUUUCGGAUGGCUUUGCGGUGGCGUUCGCUAUCGCAUGCGAGGCGCCAAAUUCCAGUUGCGCAGCUCCAUGCGCCAGCUGCUAUGGCGGCUGGCCAAUGCCAAGGGCAAUGACACCUUGCUCUUCCUCAUCGUGGUGCUGAUGACGCCCUGGCUAUUCCUCCUCAGCCUGGUGGGCUUCGCCGUAUCCUUCGUCUUCUCCAUGAGAACCGGCGUGGCAGAGGGAGUUCGACAGCUGCGCCGGCGCGUAUUUUAGACCAUUAGUAUGUGAAAAAGCUGGAGGAGCAGCGCACAGUAGCUCCAACGGCCCAAACUAUCAGACAGACUUCACACAAGGACACUAGAGCAGCGCAUUCCACAAAAUAAAACCAGACACACCGCAAGAAGAAACCACCUGAACAUGAACUAUAUUUUGUGUUGCAGCAACGAAAUAUAAGUGAA
Messenger RNA from Drosophila erecta, 1215 nucleotides. RefSeq lists its product as uncharacterized. The coding region runs from base 119 to 1030 and encodes 303 amino acids. Lineage: Eukaryota; Metazoa; Arthropoda; Insecta; Diptera; Drosophilidae. The transcript has a single exon. The record is from RefSeq and is a predicted model, not a curated record.